Cannabis sativa is the source of this 944-nucleotide messenger RNA. RefSeq names its product ABC transporter G family member 29-like. The coding region runs from base 543 to 923 and encodes 126 amino acids. The transcript has 2 exons. Gene Ontology annotation, cellular component: membrane. Gene Ontology annotation, molecular function: ABC-type transporter activity. NCBI's taxonomy places the organism in Eukaryota, Viridiplantae, Streptophyta, Magnoliopsida, Rosales, Cannabaceae. The record is from RefSeq and is a predicted model, not a curated record.
CUAUGAAGAAGAAAAAACUAGGGUUUUAUUUUUAAGUUUUAUUUGGGCUCACUUAAGUAUUUUAUUGGGCUUUUUUAUUAAUGUGUAUUGGGCUUUUUUAAAGUUUUUCAAGUCUUUUAAAUUAGGCAGCAGAAAACUAAAUUUAAAAUACCAAUUUGGGCCUUUUUUUAGGGCUGAAAUAGCCCAUUUCACACACAAAAUUUGAGGCGCACGCCUCUUACGCCUCAACGCCUCACGCCUCAACUCAACGCCUCACCACAUGAGGCGUACGCCUCACUUCUUCUCAGCAAGGCGCACGCCUUGAGGCACUGUUCAAACAGGCGCGCCUCAAAAACGCCUUUUUAAACAUUGGUCCUACCUUAAUUGAACUAUGUAUAUGUAUGGUUGUAUAUAUCCUUUAAUCUAAUAACUUUUCCUCACAAGCCAAAAAGAAAUUGCUGAUGAAGUUUGCUAUCCUCAUCAAGUAAUGCUACAAUUUUUCUUUUGCAGACAUCCUCAAGCAACCAUUCUAAGAAGUAAAGUCAUAACAGAUUUUUCAGCUUAUGUUGCUUCCUUCUCUUUUUCGUGGGCCGAAUUUGAUUACGCCAGAUAUUCUAAAAGCCAAACAUAAUUGCACCUGGUUUAAAUUCUUGGUCUUUAUCCCAAGACCAAGAAUUCCAAAGUGGUGGAUCUGGUAUUAUUGGAUUUGCCCAAUGGCAUGGACUGUGUACGGAUUGAUUGUGUCACAGUAUGGUGAUGUUGAAGACACGAUCAAAGUGCCUGGAAUGACAUUUGAACCCACCAUCAACUGGUACAUAGAAGACCGUUUUGGGUACAACCCAGAUUUUAUGGGACCAGUUGCUGCUGUUCUUAUUGGCUUCACAGCCUUCUUCGCUUUCAUGUUUACUUACUGCAUCAAGACACUCAAUUUCCAAAUGAGAUAGAAAUAGUAACCCAAACAUUCU